Eucalyptus grandis is the source of this 1350-nucleotide messenger RNA. Its product is annotated as probable 2-oxoglutarate-dependent dioxygenase ANS. The record is from RefSeq and is a predicted model, not a curated record. Bases 126 to 1151 code for a protein of 341 amino acids. Lineage: Eukaryota; Viridiplantae; Streptophyta; Magnoliopsida; Myrtales; Myrtaceae. The transcript is spliced from 4 exons.
CUUCAACACGCGCAGAAAACCAAACUCUCACUUCCAUCACACGUCCUCGAAUCCGGUCCAGACGGUAACGGAACCUUGACAGGCUCAUAAAUUGGUCUUUCAGCUCUACAUCUUCUGUUGCUGACAUGGCUCAGCCUCCUCCACCAGCAAAGACUGUUCAGGAAUCGGUGUCGGAUGGAGAAGCAGUAAAAGAAGGAUAUGCUUAUACAGAUGGCAAGGUUGCAACUUCUGGUGAAGCUAUUCAUGUUAUGGAGGUUCCUGUCAUUGACCUUGGCCUUCUUGCGUCUUCACCAUCAGCUGCAGGAGAAUUGUUUAAACUCCGUUCGGCUCUCGCUUUGUGGGGAUGUUUCCAGGCAAUAAAUCAUGGAAUGAGCGGCUCUUUUCUAAGUAAAGUGCGUGAGCUCAUGGGGCAAUUCUUUGCCCUUCCAAUGGAGGAGAAGCAGAAAUAUGCUAGCCCUGCGGAUGACAUGGAAGGGUAUGGAAAUGACAUGGUCCUAUCAGAGCAACAGGUAUCAGAUUGGAAUGAGCGGUUGCUCCUCAUCAUAUCCCCCAAAGAUCAGAGAAAACUGGAUGUCUGGCCUCGAAAGCCCGAAAGCUUCAGGGAAAGAGUACAGGAGUACUCAGUAAAGUUACGAGCGAUCGUAGGUGUCGUGCUCAAGGCCAUUUCUUUGUCAUUGAAUUUAGAGGAAAACUGCUUCCUAGACCAGGUUGGAGAGCAGGGAAAGAUGUACGCAAGAUUCAAUUAUUAUCCUAGAUGUCCCAGACCUGAUCUGGUCUAUGGUCUCAAACCGCAUGCUGAUGGAUCGACGAUGACCAUUGUCCUGCCCGAUGAAGAAGUGCUAGGCCUGCAGUUCCUCAGAGGUGAUCAGUGGAUCAGUGUCUCCACCAUUCCUGAGGCAGUUCUCAUUAACAUUGGAGAUAUAAUGGAGAUAAUGAGCAAUGGGAUUCUCAAGAGCCCUAUGCACAGGGUGGUGACAAACGCUACAAGUGAUAGAAUCUCGGUUGCUGUAUUUUGCUGUCCAGAGGAAGAGAAUGAGAUCGGACCUGCUGAGGGGCUGAUCAACGAGGACACACUGAGAUUGUACAAGAAAAUCUUCUACUCUGAGUAUUACCAGUUAGGGAAGAGACCUAUCGAGGCAUUGAAAAUCUAGCUUCAGGUUGUUGUACCACUGCCACCUUUGUAACCAUUUUAUCCCCGGUCGAGAGGGAAUGAUUUUGGUUUCUCCAUUUGCGCUGGUCAUGCACUGAAACUACGGAUCAGGUACAUCAUGUACGGUUAAUGCCCCCUUUGUAACUAUUUAAGCACACACAGGUGAGCGCUCCGGGUCGAUGAGCACAGCAAAAUCAAUA